AAGGGGGAAGGUCUGCAAUGUCGUCCGGUUGGAGAGGCGGCAGAAGUUGGAGGGGUGCCAGAGGGGCUGGCGGCGGUGCAUGGAAGGGGAAACCCUGGCGAGGAAGAGGAAACUGGGACAAAUCCAGGCGGGGUGACGGAAGUUUUCAACAGCUAAAGCCUCAUUCUCGCCUAAUUCAAGGAACUUUGAAUGAGUUUAUACCCUAUAAGGGUUGGAACCUUUAUUUUUCAGAAGUUUAUGUUGGGAGCUCCCCUUCUGUACAAAAGAUUAAAGCUUUUGAAAAGUUCUUCACAAAUCAUAUUGAUUUGUAUGACAAGGAUGAAAUAGAAAGGAAAGGAAGCAUCCUGGUUGACUUUAAGGAGCUUGUUAAUGAUAAGGAGCUAACUGUUCUCAUGCCAAAUUUGGCCACUGAAUUGAGGGAUACGCCAGAAAAAUUGUUGGAUUGCCUGGGUUUGGCAGUUCAUCAGGUAAUAACGAGAGAUCUUGAAAGGCAGGCUGCUCAGUUGGAACAAGGGCUACCAAGUGAAGAGACUGCAAUUGUAAAUGUUCCUUUCAUUCAUGUACGGGUCUUUAACUAUGAGCCUUUGACUUUGCUGAAAGAUUUGCGAGCUAAUUGCUAUGGAAAGUAUGUUUCUUUGCGUGGAACUGUUGUCCGUGUCAGCAAUGUCAAACCAUUCUGUACUAGAAUGGCCUUUACUUGCAAUACAUGCGGAGAUACUCAAAGUCUACCUCUUCCUGAUGGGAAAUACACACUCCCAACAAAGUGUUUAGCAUCAGAUUGUCGUAGUCGAUCAUUUACACCGAAUAGAAGUUCUUCAUUAACGGUUACUGUAGACUGGCAAACUAUCAAACUCCAGGAGCUUGCGUCAGAUGAUAAGCGAGAGGCUGGGAGAAUUCCUCGAACUAUAGAAUGUGAACUUGUUCAGGACUUGGUAGACAGCUGUGUUCCAGGUGAUAUGGUGACUAUCACAGGGAUUGUCAAGGUGGCAAAUAGUAGUGAAGGAAAAUCCAGAAACAAAGAUGACAAGUGCAUGUUCCUCUUAUAUAUUGAGGCCAACUCUAUAAGUAAUAGUAAAGGACGGAGGAAUGUGAGUUCUGAAGAGGUUUCUGGUGAUUCGUCAUCCAUGGAGUUUACACUUAAAGAUCUUUAUGCAAUUCAAGAGAUUCAAGCUGAAGAAAAUCUUCUCAAAUUAUUUGUUAAUUCGCUAUGCCCUGCUAUAUAUGGUCACGAGCUUGUCAAAGCAGGAUUAUCAUUAGCACUCUUUGGAGGCUGCCAAAAAUAUGUGGAUGAUAAAAAUCGUAUUCCUGUUCGAGGUGAUCCUCAUGUGCUGAUAGUUGGUGACCCUGGACUUGGAAAAAGCCAACUUUUACAGGCAAUGUGCAAUAUUGCCCCACGGGGAGUAUAUGUCUGUGGCAACACCACCACCACUUCAGGACUUACUGUCACUUUGUCUCGGGACGGUGGAUCAGGAGACAUUGCAUUGGAAGCAGGGGCUCUUGUACUUGGUGAUCAAGGGAUAUGCUGUAUUGAUGAAUUUGAUAAAAUGGGAAACCAGCACCAGGCCUUACUGGAAGCCAUGGAGCAACAAAGUAUUAGUCUAGCCAAAGCUGGAAUCGUUUGCAAUUUGCCAGCCAGAACUUCAAUUCUUGCAGCUGCUAAUCCAGUAGGAGGUCACUACAGUAAAGCGAAAACAGUGUCUGAGAACUUGAAAAUGGGUAGUGCCCUUCUUUCAAGAUUCGACUUGGUAUUUAUUCUGCUUGAUACUCCAAACGAAGAUCAUGACAACCUUCUUUCAGAGCACGUGAUGGCCUUGCAUGCUGGGAAAAAGGCAGUCUUGAGCAGUGCCUCAGUUUCGCGUCAAAGCACACAAGAUGCGAAUGGUUCAUUUCUUGAAAGUGCACCAGAUAGACCUUUAGCUGACAGAUUAAAGGUUUCCUCUGGAGAAUAUUUUGAUCCUAUACCUCAUCAGUUAUUAAGAAAAUAUGUAGGAUAUGCACGUCAUUAUGUUUGUCCAAAGUUAUCUGCUGAAGCAGCUCAAGUACUUCAAGAGUUUUACCUAGAGUUGAGGAGACAAAAUCAAGGUCCAGAUAGUACUCCAAUUACCACAAGACAACUGGAGUCUCUUAUAAGGCUCACAGAGGCAAGAGCAAGAUUAGAACUUCGAGAAAAUGCAACAAAAGGUGAUGCAGAGGAUGUUGUGGAGAUCAUGAAACACAGCUUAUUAGAUACUUUCUCUGAUGAGUUUGGAAGAUUAGACUUUCAGCGCUCACAGCAUGGAUCUGGUAUGAGCAAACGAUCCCAGGCAAAGCGAUUUGUGGCUGCUUUGAACAGAACAGCAGAACAGACUUAUAAAACUAUUUUUGAAUUUCAACAACUCAAGGAAAUAGCAAGAGAGAUACAAAUACAGGUAUCUGACUUUGAAGGAUUUAUCCAUUCUCUGAAUGAUCAGGGUUACUUGUUAAAAAAGGGUCCAAGGCUUUAUCAGCUCCAAACCAUGUAAUUGCAGGCUAAUCGGGAGUCUGCCUCUCAGACCAAACAUUCUCCUACAGUAAGUGCCUUUGUAGAAUUAUUUUGACCUCGUCAAAGGAAAACAAAGGCAAUGGAAACUAAAAUGACAUUACUUCUGUGGGGUAUGUCUUUUAAGUUAGAGAUCAAUAUAGUAUAGGUGUUGGAAGUAUUUAAUUACUUGUGAUGAAGCACAUUUUUAGUCUUUAGGUUGGGGGGCGGGGGGGAAGGUAGGGAUUGGAAAUUAUACUAGUCAUUCCUGACAGUGCUGUAUACAUUCAGGAUACUUAAUUUUUUAACCUUUGAGUUAGAAGUGGAACUGAAUUGUUUAUUCUGAUUAUUUUCCUUAUCUCCAGAAAUAUUCAGUCUUCAGUAAGGAAACUGAACUGGAGUAGGAUGUUGAUCUUCACCCAGCCAUGAAGGCUUGAAUCUACAUCCUUUUGCACUCCAGAUAACGAGUUCUGGUGUUAGCUAUAUUUUUGAGGGAAGUACAGAGAAGGAUUUUGAGUCAUCAAAAAGUGGAAAGUUGCACUGUACUACUUUAGCAUUAUUGGCAGAGGCUAGUGAAAAUACAAUAGUCACCAUCCUCUGGUGUACACGUUGCUUGGGAGAGUGAUUAAAAAGUAAUCGAAAUCUACAAAUAAUCUCUGUAAUAUUACAAAGGGAAGUUGAGUUUACAUAAGAGACUUUAGUUGAAGUGGUGAGAGAACAGGUGGAAUUAGACCACAAUAUGCAGACAUUUACUUGCCAUUUUAAAAUUGUAUUAUUUUGUCUUUGCCUUUGCAGUUAUAAAUUCGUUUUUAAAUUCAUGAUGGAAACUUCAAAUUUAAACUUGUCAGCUUGUAAUUGUAUCCUGCCAUUUGUGGCUCUAACCCAUUAGAAAUAUGAAUCUAAGAAUUUCUACCAGGAACAUGUUGACUAAAUAUAUAUAGUAAAAGAUUACUUUAAAAUCAGUUGUGGGGACAGAAAAGAAGCAUGUGGAUUAGUUUAAUGCACUUUUUGAUGUUGGAUGUCUGAAAUUAAAGAAAUAAAAUUUGAUGUCAGUUUGCUGGUUUCUUCAACUGAGUUUUAUCUGUGCUCAUCCACAAGUAGGAGUCCACUGUGGAAGUGUGGGUUGUAUAUGGAUUUGAGGCAUUUGGAGAAGUUUCUACCCAGUGUCGGGUGAAGGAAGCGAACAUUUUUCAGCAAAUAUUUUUCCUUGAUUUAAUAACAUUAUUACAAAUAUUAAAUGGAUGAUAUUUUGUCACUUUGCAUAUUUAUUGUAUGGAAAUGCAUCUCAUUUCUGCAGAAAUUUUACUUCAUUAGUAGAAUGAAUUAUCAUUUAUACAAACAUAGCUUUUAGUUGAUUCAAAAAUACUGUGACAUCAUCAUUUUUACAAAUGUACACAACAGUUUUUGUUGGUCUUAUAGAAAUGUAUUUUGAAAACAUAAAAACUACUAAAAUUAUAUUUUUAUUAACAGUCUCAAAAUAAAUGCAAUGUCCACACCUU
Molecule: messenger RNA, 3996 nt
Organism: Pristis pectinata (smalltooth sawfish)
Lineage: Eukaryota; Metazoa; Chordata; Chondrichthyes; Rhinopristiformes; Pristidae
Gene: mcm8
Product: minichromosome maintenance 8 homologous recombination repair factor
Exons: 18
Coding region: 18-2501 (827 amino acids)
Biological process (GO): double-strand break repair via homologous recombination; DNA replication
Cellular component (GO): nucleus; MCM complex
Molecular function (GO): ATP hydrolysis activity; single-stranded DNA binding; ATP binding
Source: RefSeq, a predicted model, not a curated record